Messenger RNA from Drosophila novamexicana, 1316 nucleotides. RefSeq names its product nuclear pore glycoprotein p62 (gene Nup62). Gene Ontology annotation, molecular function: structural constituent of nuclear pore; phospholipid binding. The transcript has a single exon. The coding region runs from base 73 to 1242 and encodes 389 amino acids. Gene Ontology annotation, biological process: protein import into nucleus; RNA export from nucleus. The record is from RefSeq and is a predicted model, not a curated record. Gene Ontology annotation, cellular component: nuclear pore; nuclear pore central transport channel. Lineage: Eukaryota; Metazoa; Arthropoda; Insecta; Diptera; Drosophilidae.
UUUCAUCGUAAAACAAGCUGCAUUGCUUGUUCAUUAAAUUUAAUUAAUUUAUUUUAUUUGAAGCGUAGAAAAAUGGCAUUUCAAUUGCCCACGACAACUGCAGCGAGCGCGCCCAGCUUUUCGUUCGGCUUGAACACCGCACCAGGAACUGUUAAUACCGGCGCCGCAGUUCCCGCCAAACCGGCCACAUUUUCAUUUGCCGCACCAUCGCAAGCGGCUAAUGCAGGCGGUGGCGAUGCGGACGCCACAAAAUCGGCAGCGCCGCCACCGUUUGGCGGCUUCGGUUUGUCGGUAACACAAUCGGCACCAGGCCUGUCAAAUCCACUCACGGGCCUUGGCGGCGGUGGACUCGGUGCAGGCGCUGCGCCAACAGCAGUGGGUGCAGCCGCACCAGCCGCUGCAGCAGCGGCCGCCUUUGGGGGAUUUAUGGCCCAGCCGGCGGCGGCGGCUGCAUCUGUCACCACAACAACAGCAGCAGCCACAACAGCCAAUCCACUCGGCGGCGGCGGCCUCUCGCUGGGAUUGACCACGACACCCAAAAGCACAACAGCCAUUGCACCGGUCGCAGCCGCCCCUGUAGCCUCACUCGCUGGCGCAGCACCUGCCGCUGGAGCUGGCACUUUUGCAAACUUGUCCACAGCGACCAAGACUACAGAUUCGUCAACGGUUGCGAAUGCUACACAAUUGUCGUACAAUCAGCUCGAGGAGCACAUCAACAAGUGGACGCUGGAAUUUGAGGAGCAGGAGAAGGUCUUCACCGAGCAGGCAACGCAGAUAAACGCCUGGGACAAACUGCUCAUUGGCAACAAUCAGAAAAUCAUCGAGCUGAAUGAUGCCGUGCAAAAGGUGAAGAACGAUCAACAGGUGCUCGAUCAGGAGCUGGAAUUCAUUGCCACACAGCACAAGGAGCUGGAGGAGAGUCUGGCGCCGCUGGAGAAGGAAUUCACAAGCUUGCCGCGCGUGGAUCAGGAACGCAGUCAGACCUAUCUGAUGGUCGAGAAUCUGGAUACGCAGCUCAAGCAGAUGUCCGAGGAUCUAAAGGAGGUGAUUGAUAAUCUGAACGAGGCCAACAAGGGCCAGGACAACACGGAUCCAAUCAUACAAAUUGGCAAGAUCCUCAACGCGCACAUGAACUCCCUGCAAUGGAUCGAAUCGCAGUCCACGCACAUCUGCAAGAAGCUCGACGACAUUGGCAAAAUACACGAGUCCCAAAAACGCGACAUCUUUCGCGCUCCAUAUUAAAUCUGAAUAAAAAAUCAUUUGUAUUUGUUAUUAACAAUUGUAUGUAUACAGUAAAAGUUCACCUAACGAACUGG